AUUGUUCGAAUGGGGACAUUUCAAGCAAUUUUCAAGAUGGCGAAAAAGCGUACGCCACAAGAAACAACUACAUUUUCACUGCCGUGUAACGAAGUUUUGGAGCCGAAAGCAUGACCAUUUUUAAUGCAUUUGUGAUUGAUAUUCAUUGUUACGUAUCAAUAUCUUCCCGAGUCAAGCCAAUAGUGUUCUAAGAGAAUACAACGAUGGCGGAGAAUCUCGUUAACGGAGAUGCCGACAAUACGUUGCAAACUGCGCUGUUGACGGUCAAUGCUGCUGGCAUGUUAGAGGCCAACUUUGAUACCUCGACUGAUGUGGAAGGGGAAGACAUGGAGAAGGCUAAGCGCAAAUCCCACCAUGCUGAAAUUGAGAAGAGACGGAAAUCCAAACUCAACGAAGGCAUCAAUAAACUCAUCGAUAUUCUACCGGAUCGAGAUGCUAAAAGAAGUAAGGUCCAGAUUCUGGAGGACACGUACCAACUGGUCGUUGAGCUUAAGAAGAAAUGCAACCAGCUCAUGAUCCAGAAUGCACCAGAAUCUGAAGUUGACGAAAUCAAGCGACUUAUGGAGGAGAACGCAAAGCUGAAGAAGGAGAAAGAAGACUGGACGGAGUUCUUCAAGAGCAUGAAUAUCAACACUGACAUACGAACUCACAUGAAGGCUGUCAUGCAGUCUAAAGCAAAGAGGAAUUCCAAAUUAGGGGAAAACCCUUCUGAGCAACUCUUGGGAGGCAGUCAGAACAUUAUCAUUCAAUCCCCUACCGCUGCAGUCAUGGGCUCUCCGAACCUAGUCACCAUGCCCACUAAUCAGAUGACGAUUCCCAUGGCUGGUGGGAACAGGGUCGAUGGCAGCGUGUUACAGGCUGGCGGUAACUCCGGAGGAAUGUUGCUUGUGACAACGAGCAGGACAGGGACCGAUUCCCAGCCCACGCUGACCUUAACAAACAAUCAAAUCAGUGUAGUCGGCAAUGAAAGACCAGAAGCAGAGGGACAGUCUCCACUUCCACCAAAGCCCUUGGGCCAAGCUGUGGAGACUAAAGCAAUGUCUGCUGCAAGCCAAGAAGGACAAGCCAUCUCGGCGAUUACCUGCACACAUGAGGCUUCGAAUCAAAGCACUAUGGGGCAAGUGAGCACCACUACCGCAGAAUCAAAGAAUACAACGGCGGUCACGCAGGUUAUAAGUACCCCAAUCACCACUCCAGCCUCCCAGAACCAAGUUCUCCUGCAGUCUGGGACGGGCGGUGGUGUGCGGCUUGUCCAGCAACAGCAGCCGGUCCAGUCACAGGGCCAGACUGUCCUGAUUCAGUUACCAGGUCAGCCUGGACAGUUCAUCCCGGUCCGCAUUGCACAACAGGUCAAUCAACCACAGCAGGUCAUUCUUACUUCGCAGCAGGGUGUCAACGUGGUUGGGACUCGAGGCAACGCGAUCCAACCAAAGACACCGGUCAAGAAGAAACAGUCUGCCCAACUGAAGGUGAAGAAUCUAUGCCCCCUGCAGCCAGACUCUCGCAAGCCAAACUCCCCCAUAGCGGCAUCGCAAUCCAGUGUGCAACCCAUAGCUCCUAACACUGUCACAGUGAGACUACCCAUGAACCCUACUGCCAAUCAACAAAGUGCGGUCAUGAUGAACAGCCAGGGCCAGCUCAUCCUGCAACAGCCAUCAAAUACUGUCCUUUCAAGCGGUGUGAACAUGCAAAUGCCUAUGCAGGUGGUACCUAAGCCUCCGGUAACACAGAACAUUGUGUACAUCCAGCAGAAUGGACAGCUCAUCCCUGUGAUCUUGCAGCAAAACCAGGGUAAUGUCCAGCAGGGUGUCCAACAGCCUGGUGCCAUAAUUCAAGGUCAGACACAGCAGCAGCAGCAACCUCAGCAACAUCCUCAUCAACAACCCCAGCAGCAGCAAGCUGUGAAAAUGCAUGUGUCCCAGAGCCUCACCACUCAACCGGUUCAGUCUGCUGCCACCAUGCAAAGUGCCGGCCACCAUAUCGCCGCAUCGGUAUCUGCUGUUGCCUCCAGUGGUAUUACCAUGUCCCAGUCUGCUCCUGGUAGCACUAGUCAGGCACAUGUAUUAGCUGGUACCUCAAUGCCUGCAUCUUCCUCCUCCUCCCAGAUGGUUUCAACCUCAUUUCAGGGUAAUGACCUGAUGACCUCUCUUGCCAUUGAAACCUCAGCAACUCAGAAUGACCAAGGAAGAUUGCAAGGUAACGGUGGCUUUGCUGCAAAUGACAUACUGGCCAAAGCAACAGAGAGCAUAUUCUCCAACCUCUCCGACACAUCGCCCAUGCAGCUUGGAGAUCUGAAUGAUUCCCACCUGCAUGCAGCCAAUCAAUCGGUGAUCAAAACACUAAUGGAGUGUACAGCCACCAGGCAACUCAGCCGGGAAUUGAGAUCUAUGAUCUCCCUGACGAAAUGGAUACAUCAUCCAGCAAAAAACACAAGAAGAAAAAGAAGAAAAAAUCCAAGUCAAAAGAGAAAGAGAAAAAGAAGAAAGACAAAGACAAAGAGAAGAGUAAGAAGAUUAAUUUUCCUUUGCCCACGGUUGCUAGUUCCGAAAACAAUGCUGAUGUCGGUGACGCUCAAGAGAUGGCCACCAAAGCAUUGUUGGAGAGUCUCAUGCAAGAAACUUUGGGUACAGGAGGCAUGGACAACAGUAGCAGUGCAGAGAAUGUGAUGAAAAUUCCAGCAAGCACGUCGUUGCAGAGUGAUAUCCCGGUGUCAUCAAAUGGAAGUGUUCAAAUGUCCAGUUUUUCGGCAGAAGCCUUAUUGAACUCAGGUUCUAGAGACAAUUUAGUAGGUAGUCAGAUGGACGCUACGCAAGCAUCUUCUGUAUCUAUUUCUUCAUCAGAAACAAAUGGGCAAACAAUCUUCAAUUCAUUCAACCCUCUGAAUUUCGGAGCCGACAUUCUAAGCAAUUCAAUGAGCGUGAGUGGUCUUCCGACGUACAUCGAUGAUGAGGAAGACAUGGUUUCUGGAAACAACUCUGCUGAAGGCCCACCAUGCACCUCAACAGCCAGUGUGGAUAUCCCAACCACAUUAUCCGUUGUAACAUCAAGCACUUGUACUCAGAACCAGCCAAGUAAUUCAUUGUCGCUCGCAUUUUCUCAGAGCACAGAGAGGAUGAUUCCGCCCGAGCAAAAGACACCAGAUUCAUCCAAAGUAGCGACGACGCCUACUUCUGAUGGCUUCCACAAUUUCAUGUCGCCGACCAGCUUCCCAUCAAUUAGUAGCCUUCUAGAGCAAACUACCAAUGCAGAGAGAGAGGCUUCCAUUUCGUCACUUCCACCGAGCAGCCAAAAAGAUGAUUCUCCUACCAGUGGAUUCACAGGAACAUCGGGGGGACCUUUCCAGCAUAGCUGGAUCUCACAUCACUCUAAAGCUUCGGAGUUGGCACGGGGAAUGCAGCCAGCGAAAUCCCAGUCCCCAGUCAGCACAUCAACCCUAAUGAGUACGACAAGCACAACGCUAGCUACUUCUCCAAGCAUGGCUGUGAGUACAAGCCCAUUAGUAAAUAUCUCACACCCUAGCACGUCAGUGCUGGGUACACAUACGGGUAAUUCAAGUAAGUCUUCACCACCGCUGAACCUGUUGUCGCAGCCAUGGUUGAAUGCAUCUACAGCAGAUAACCUGCCAGAUGCAGCAAGCCAACAGGACUUGGGAAGCGCCAACCUGCGUCAACAGCAGCAAUUAGCGGACCUUCUUCAAGGACUCUCUGGGCCGAAGGUCUCUACAUCGUCACAGUCUAAUACAGAGGUUUCACCUGUUCUUAGCUCUCUUCCCAAAUCCCAGCCCUCUUUGGAAUCAUUGUUUGGUUUGCCUCCAUUUGGUGAAACCAGACAAGUCUCCCAGACAGCAUCAAACGGGGACCCAUUCCAAAGUAUUUCAAGCAUCAUUGAUUCAAACAAGGCCAGAGCCACUCCAAUAUCAGGGAUAACUUCCUAGGACUUCCUCCGUAUUCCAUUCAAUCAUCCAGCAGUUCUUCCGUCCCAGUGAUGGAGCAGAAUUCAGUUUUCCAUGAACCUCCUUUAGACAAACCAAGGAAACUUCUUCUAGUAGUUCAUCAAAGCCAAGUAAUGCACCGCCAAGCUAUUCAUUGAUGAAUCGAGUGACGGCCGUAGUUGAUAAAUACAAAGAAAGGAAAGCCCCUACACCUGCCCACAUUGUCGCCCAGAAUGUACCUAAAGUGCCUGACACAAAUGAUGUAGAGAGCAAUCCAACCAAUGAACAAGUGUUUGAGAAUGUAGCCCAGCAACAAAACAGGCCUGUUGCUGCAGUUGGACCUGUUUCUAGCAGUAACCAGAGUCGCUACCUUCAUCCUAAAAGCAGGGCAUUGGCAUCUGCUGCCAUGCAAGAAUCGCCUCCUGUGCAAGCGAAUAACAACAUCUUUGGUGUACAAACAGUUCCCCCAGCUUCUCAAGUGAGGCAAAGGAACAAUGCCAAUGCGAAAAAUGCCAGUAAAAAACAAUCUCAGUUACCAGUGAAGAAAUUUUCAUCAGCAACUCUUCACAGAACACUCACUGCUAAUAUUGCAGAAGAAGGUGGCUUAGAAAAAGACCAGGUUGAAGAACCUGUUGCCCAGGUGCAGCCAGAGCCGGCACAGGAAGCACCCCAGCAAUUGCCAUUUCGCGUAAUUCAGGAACAACAACAACAACAACAACAACAACACUUACAACAGACUGCUGUGCAGGUUGCACCCCCUGAGCUACCUGCCCCACAGCCAUCUGCUAAGUCAAAGAGUAGCAAGGGAUCAAAGAAAAGACA
Strongylocentrotus purpuratus (purple sea urchin) is the source of this 4753-nucleotide messenger RNA. RefSeq lists its product as uncharacterized. The transcript is spliced from 5 exons. Gene Ontology annotation, molecular function: protein dimerization activity. The record is from RefSeq and is a predicted model, not a curated record. NCBI's taxonomy places the organism in Eukaryota, Metazoa, Echinodermata, Echinoidea, Camarodonta, Strongylocentrotidae. Bases 204 to 2666 code for a protein of 820 amino acids.